Urocitellus parryii (Arctic ground squirrel) is the source of this 3064-nucleotide messenger RNA. Its product is annotated as biotinidase. Gene Ontology annotation, biological process: biotin metabolic process. The record is from RefSeq and is a predicted model, not a curated record. Gene Ontology annotation, molecular function: hydrolase activity, acting on carbon-nitrogen (but not peptide) bonds, in linear amides. Lineage: Eukaryota; Metazoa; Chordata; Mammalia; Rodentia; Sciuridae.
CAGACGCAGAGUGUGAGAAGGAGGCAGGACUAGCUGGAGGCCGCGACCUAUGCCGAGCAGGGUUCCAGAUCUGAGAUUACGAAAAGAAGCUAUUUGACAGCUGUCUCCCACCUGGGUGAAGAGAAUAUCUAGGCAAUAGGAUAACCUCUUCCCAAAAAGAAGCUGGACUGUACUCCUAUGCUUUGUCUCUGGUGCUAGGAAGGUAGCACAGCAUCCUGGAAGAGACUGAAACUUCCAUUCUAGCCCUGUGUUCCCACCACCCUCAAGUCAGUCCCAAGUCUGAGGACCUGGACCCUUGUGCCAGAUUUACAGCCUGUAUCAUGUCUGGAGCCAGCAGGAAGCCUGCUCUUUUCCUCUUCAUCUGUUAUGUCGCUGCCCUGGGAGUCCAGGCCGGGGAGUACUGUGUGGCUGACCAUCAGGGAUCUCAGUAUUACAUGGCGGCCGUGUAUGAGCACCACUCGAUCCUGAGUCCCGACCCUCUAGCUCUCACCACCCGCCAGCAGGCCUUGGAGCUCAUGAACCAGAACCUCGACAUCUAUGAACGGCAAGUGAUGACUGCAGCCCAGAAGGGCGUGCAGAUCAUAGUGUUUCCAGAAGAUGGCAUCCACGGCUUCAACUUCACAAGAACGUCCAUUUACCCAUUUUUGGACUUCAUGCCAUCUCCCCAGCUGGUCAAAUGGAACCCGUGCCUGGAGCCCCACCGUUUCAAUGACACAGAGGUCCUCCAGCGCUUGAGUUGCAUGGCCACCAAGGGAGAUAUGUUCUUAGUGGCCAACCUUGGGACAAAACAGCCAUGUCAUAGCAAUGACCCAGGGUGCCCAAAUGAUGGAAGAUACCAGUUUAACACAAAUGUCAUUUUCAGCAAUAAUGGAACCCUUGUUGACCGCUACCGAAAACACAACCUCUACUUCGAGGCAGCUUUUGAUACCCCUCUUGAAGUGGAUCGCGUCACUUUCGAUACCCCCUUUGCUGGCAGGUUUGGCAUCUUCACCUGCUUUGACAUAUUGUUCUUCGACCCUGCCGUCAGACUGCUGAGAGACCCCGAGGUGAAGCACGUGGUGUACCCGAGCGCCUGGAUGAACCAGCUCCCGCUCCUGGCGGCCAUCGAGAUUCAGAAAGCCUUUGCCAUUGCCUUUGGUGUCAACGUCCUGGCAGCCAACAUCCACCACCCAUCUCUGGGGAUGACAGGGAGUGGCAUACACACCCCUCUGAAGUCCUUCUGGUACCAUGACAUGGAAAGCCCCAAAGGUCACCUUAUCAUUGCCCAGGUAGCCAAAAAUCCACUGGGUCUUGCUGGAACAGAGAAUGCAACAGGUAAAACAGACCCUUCCCACAGUAGGUUUUUAAAAAUCGUGUCAGGUGAGCCAUACUGUGAGAAGGACGCUCAGGAAGUCCACUGCGAAGCCGCCAAGUGGAACGUGGAUGCUCCUCCCACCUUUCACUCUGAGAUGAUGUAUGACAACUUCACCCUGGUCCCCGUCUGGGGAAAGGAAGGCUAUCUCCAAGUCUGCUCCAACAGCCUCUGCUGCCAUUUGCUGUAUGACAGGCCCACCCUGUCCCAAGAGCUCUAUGCCCUGGGGGUCUUUGAUGGCUUCCACACUGUGCACGGCACUUACUACAUCCAAGUGUGCGCCCUGGUCAAGUGUGGGGGUCUUGACAUCCAUACCUGUGGGCAGGAGAUCACAGAGGCCACRGGGAUGUUCGAGUUUCACCUGUGGGGCAACUUCAGCACUUCCUAUAUCUUUCCUCUGUUUCUGACCUCAGGGAUGACCCCAGAAUCCCCUGACCAGCUUGGCUGGGAGAAUGACCACUAUUUCCUGAGGAAGCGUGGACUGUCCUCUGGUCUGGUGACAGCAGCUCUUUAUGGGCGRUUGUAUGAGAAGAACUAGGACAAGUGUGUGAUUUGUGAGUGGGCCCUGGCUGUCACAUGGCAGCCCCACCCCUCCACAGGCCACAGAGCAUGUACACAGGAACACCUCCCCCUGGGGGUGGCCGCCCACUUCUAGAGCACCAGAUCCCACCUGGGAACUGUGGGAAGRGGUAGGAGAGGCAGGUUCCCUCUUCCUCCUACAUGUCAGUGCUUGAGAUGUUUUCUGGUAUUUUCUAUUAAUAUUUGUCUUUUCAAGCCACAUCUUCCUCUAGCACAUCUCUCAGUACACAAUCGGUUUUAAGAUCUGAAACAAAAAUAAAUGUCAGUUGAUAUUUUACACACCCACAAAGCAGUGGUUCAUUUUUUUCCUUGUUAAUCAGGUGACACCCRGAUGUGUAAAUAUUUUACAAGCCUUGCCUGUUCUCUAAAGUAAGAAACAAACUCUCAAGAGCAAAAGAGAACUGCUGUGAGGACCUUUCCUGUUCUGGUCAGCUGAACUCCAUCCRGAUGAAGUGGAUUAAUCCUGUAAUCCUGAAUUAAUUCUUAAUCCAAGUAUUUGGCUUAUGUCUGUACUCUUCAUGACCAUAGGUAGAUUUUUUUAAAUGAACUUACCCUCGUUAAUCAUCAACAGGUAGAAAACAAUAACGAGAGUAAGGAAAUCUAGAUGGCGUUCCUCUAUGUCUUGCUUUGUGCAUAAGCUCUGACAGGUUCAUCUUACUGUGGGCACUUUUGUAUAUACAUGGUGUUAUAAGUACUUGGGAGACCUGUCUCUCACCUACCUUCCUUUCACCUAAUUUAUAGAGAAAGGCUGAAGCUCAAGGGAUCUAGGUUUCUUAGAAAUGAAAAAGUAUGCACAGUGAUUAAUACUUGAAUUUUAAAAUGAUUAAAAUUGAUGCCUUGCAAUGCUCUUUUUAAAACUUUUUAUUUAGUUUGAUUCUUUAGACUACUAACAGUAAACUAGARCUAUAGGCAGCCUUAAAACUUGGUUGGAAGUUUUGUUGGGAAAUCAUUUUACAGAUGGAAAGGGAUCUUAGCAGCAACCCAUGCCAUCAUCUGUUAAUUCCACCACUUUCCUUUUCUUGAGUUUUUUUUCCACUGACUCUCCACAGGCUCUCUCAAAUAAAAAGUCAAUCAUAUCCCAGUGCUCAGGAAGUUGAGGCAGGAGGAUCAGAGUUCAAAGCYAGCCUCAGAAAA